GGUGCCAAAGGGGCUUUAAAAUGCCAGAGAUCCAUAGAAGCCACACACAGAAGACACCACCGAUCCAGAGAAGUCACAACCGAUCCGUAGAGACCACAAAUAGAAGCCAUGAUUCUAGUUGCUGUUCUACCAGCAAUCCUACUGCUCUUUCUGGGACAUCCCAUCCAUGGAGAUCAGCCUGUGGAGCCGCUCAAGCGGCUAGAUAACCUUGUGACAACCAGGAUCAAAGAGAUCCUCAAAAAGGACGCCAAUUCCAGCAUAGCCGGAAUCCUCGAACGCUACAAGAAACUACAGGAGGCUGCCGACUGGCCCUUUGCACAAUUAGAUGAAAAAAUCAAAGCAUACAACAGCUACAAAUCCUAUGAGGACUCAACCACUGUCGAUUACAUCACCGAUUCGAUCGAACCGUCCAAUGUGGCUCUACGCAAAGGCAACUUGGUUCAGAAAGUUUCCCAAAGUACCAAAGAUGCCAAAAUUUUCCAAAGAAGAGUUGUGAGGAUACUCAGGCGUCUGGGGAUCUAUAAUCCAACUGGCAAGCGCGUCUGGCAGGCCAUCUUCAGUAAUGAGAAAAAUCUAAAGAAGCUUAAAAAGAAGCUAGAUGCCAUAGAUGAUUCGAAAGAAGAUGAUUCCGAUGACGAUGACAACUUGUGGGACUUUAUCUUUAGUUUCUGGUAUUAAGCUCCGAACAUUUCUACAUUGUUUUUCUUUCUGUUUGUCUCUAUAAAUAAUUAAGUUUCGUUUCAGUUUCAGAUUCAGAUUUAUUUUAAAAUAA
Molecule: messenger RNA, 772 nt
Organism: Drosophila obscura
Lineage: Eukaryota; Metazoa; Arthropoda; Insecta; Diptera; Drosophilidae
Exons: 1
Coding region: 109-678 (189 amino acids)
Source: RefSeq, a predicted model, not a curated record